Molecule: messenger RNA, 1023 nt
Organism: Alternaria ethzedia
Lineage: Eukaryota; Fungi; Ascomycota; Dothideomycetes; Pleosporales; Pleosporaceae
Exons: 1
Coding region: 1-1023 (340 amino acids)
Source: RefSeq, a predicted model, not a curated record
AUGAAGUGGACGAAAGAAAUCAUCCGCGCGCGAAACACCCUCCUCAGAAAGCAUUAUGCGCAAUUCGACGGUCUUCUUGAAGAUGGACCGGAGUGGAAUACGCUCGCCCGUUCCGGAACAGUAUGGGACAAGAUCUACCAGAUACGAAAUGCAGCACCCUGGAGAAAUGCGCAACACCAAAUGCGUCGAGAACUUGCAUACUUGGAUACGAUGCGAAAAGAUUUCCAGCUAAGAGCUGAGGACACAUCACCAUCAAAGAUCAUGCAAGAUACUACAAUGUUUUGUAGUAACGUGCUUGCAAACUUUUCUUGGAGAAGCUGCGCCAUAGAACACAACAGUCUAUCGUUAGCGACCGCAAAGAAGGUCGAAGCGGCCAUACCAUUGCAAAAAGACGGUGGAAGCGCGUUGCUCAACGCGAUGAAUUUGCGGCUUCCAUCCUCGAGCGAGUUGAUAAAACUCGACAACGGCGAGGAGUCCAAGGAGAUAGAGUAUCUCGAACUGCGCAACAACAUUGUUGCACUACAGGCUGUACUAUCGAGUACAUAUAUCGAGCGAGCAUCAACCCCGGAGAACCUCCUAGAGGACAUACGGAUGAUAUCAAGGAUACUGUUUCGGGGCAUGCAGAUUCCGUUCAAGGCUGGCUUGAUCCGCCACAUGCCAAUCCAGGUUCGGUCGAACCCAAAGGCCAUAUUCCCCUAUCCAGGCGAAGUGGAAGCGAAUCUGGAAAGGUGGUCAAGGUUCGCUGCGCACGACCAAGAGGACAUACAUCCUCUGAUCAAGGGUGUAUGGGACACUCUGUACUACGUCAGCGUCCAUCCAUUCCCAGAUGGCAACGGCCGAACAUCACGCCUCUUGUUCGCUACACACGUCGCCAGACAUGGCAUGAUCCCUGCUAUAUGCACCGACGGGCUCUCCACAGAGCAGUACCUUAAGAAUGUGUACAGCGCCAUGACAAACAAUCCGCUCCCAUGGUGCAAGGAUGUGAUCCUCGCGCAAAUCGAAGUGCUGGAGAGACAACGGUGA